AGUUCAGUGAUGUGGGGAUAGAGAUAUGAUACAAAGUGACACGUGACAAUAUCUGUACGACACCUAGCAGCAGCAACCCGUAGGCUGGAAACGAGCGACGGGUAACCUAGCAACGAUCGACGGGUAAGGGGGUAACCUAGCCGCAAGGGACAAGUUACCCGGCCAAGAUCAUGGCUGCUGCAGCACUGACCAUUGUCCAGAUAACCGCUUCCAGCCCUUCCUUCACAGAUCUAGGGUCGGCGGCAGAGCACAGAGAAGUAUUUACAGACGGGAGGUCGACUCCAAAACAACAAGACAGAAACAACGUUCAUAUUGACGAGUUUUUGGAGAAACCUCUUAAAAAUAGGGUAAAACUGAACAUAUGUGGACUCCUGUUCGAAACGUACAAAUGUACUCUUCAAGAAUACCCACAGACAUUACUAGGGGGUUCAGAACUAGACAACUAUUAUGAUCCCAAUAAGAACGAGUACUUCUUCGAUCGAAACAGAGAAUCCUUUUCAUAUAUUUUGAACUUUUACCAGACGGGCCGCCUGUACGCUCCCAGCCAUGUACCGCCAGAUAUUUUUGAGGCCGAGCGAGAGUUUUAUAAGAUAAACCUGGCACUACGCCAGAAAACUGCCGCUCAAAAUGGGACUAAGAAAAUUGUGGCUAAGAAAUCAAGGUGGGAAAAGAUUGCAAAUAAGGUGUGGAAGUUUCUGAACAAUCCUAAGUCGAGUAAGGCGGCCACUGUGUGGGCUUGGCUAGAUAUUGCGUUUAUCAUGGUCUCAGUCACUUGUCUAAUCGUUGAGACAUUACCAGAGAUCAAACUGAUGGUGUCAGACAAUUCCUCCAGAGAGUACAAAAUUCUCUUUACGCUUGAUACUAUCUGUGUAGGAUUUUUCACAUUCGAUCUUAUAGCUAGAGGUGUAACAGCGCCAGACAAGAAAGGGUUCCUCACCUCUCUUAUGAGCUGGCUAGAUUUUCUGGCUAUACUUCCUUACUUUGUUCUCCUUUUUACUAAGGAAUCGAAUAAUACGAUAGAAAUAUUACGAGUGCUGCGGUUAGCGAGGGUACUCAGAGUCUUCAAACUUGUGCGGAGAAGCAAAAAGUUACUCCUUAUAGCACACGUGAUGAAGAAAAGUACGAGUGAGUUGUCACUACUUGUCAUGGUGUGGCUCAUGGCCGUAGUCGUUUUCGGCUCUUUCCUCUACUACGCUGAAAAUGGGAAGAACGAGAAUAUCACGAGUAUCCUGGGUGCAUGUUGGUGGGCUGUUGCUACAAUGUCAACUGUGGGCUACGGGGACGUAUAUCCUAAGACUACGUGGGGUAAAGUGAUCGGGACGGUAGUGGUGUUCCUCAGCAUGAUAUUCCUCGCCCUGCCUCUCACCAUUAUAGUCAGCACUUUCAGUAAAACGUACAGAGCUAGAAAAUGUUUAACAGCAGAUGACAACACUGACGAAGACGACGACGAUGAAGAAGAGAAGGAUGAUGCUAACGGUCCAGUUUCUGUAACCUAGCAUAGAUUCUCAACUAAUGAUUUCAGAAACAAUUCUCUCUUCACGUCCCUUCCUCGUGAUACCAACGCUACCCUCACCACCACCAGUAUUAAGUUUGACUUGUUACGAUAAUUGGAUAAUUGCCAAUUAAAUUGGAUCACCUCAGCUGACUGUCAAGAAAAUAUUGGAAUUGCUAUUGUCCAAAUAUUCUAUGUCCUCAUGUGAAACUUUAAUCGUGUCUUCGGUGGAACAUUCGGAAAACAGAGACGCCAUUAAAAUCGGGACCCUAUAAUCGUGCUCUUUUCUUUGAGCUGGGCGGAAGCUGAUUUAAAAUCAGAUUAUUUUCUUUUCAAGGAGCGCAGUGCACAGUGUAUUUCAGUUUAUGACACAGGGCCGGGUUGCCUUUUUGGUGGAUUUGUCUGCUUUCUUGAUUUUCAGCUUAUUUUGAACAUAUGCAAUAUGCAUUCUCAAAUUUUACCUAAUAUUUGAAGUUGUUCGUUGUAAAUUUAAGUAGUAGUGAAUAUGGCGAAGUUUAGUUUUGAUUAAACGAUAUGCAAAUUAAGUAUGCCAUCUUGAUUGUAGAUUCUGAUAAUUGGAUCUGUUAAUAGUAGUAAAGAUUAGGAUAAUUUGAGAUUUUCGUUUUUA
Molecule: messenger RNA, 2120 nt
Organism: Bolinopsis microptera
Lineage: Eukaryota; Metazoa; Ctenophora; Tentaculata; Lobata; Bolinopsidae
Product: potassium voltage-gated channel subfamily A member 1-like
Exons: 10
Coding region: 171-1496 (441 amino acids)
Biological process (GO): protein homooligomerization; potassium ion transmembrane transport
Cellular component (GO): membrane; voltage-gated potassium channel complex
Molecular function (GO): voltage-gated potassium channel activity; protein binding
Source: RefSeq, a predicted model, not a curated record